Messenger RNA from Quercus lobata, 1095 nucleotides. Its product is annotated as transcription factor MYB82-like. The record is from RefSeq and is a predicted model, not a curated record. Lineage: Eukaryota; Viridiplantae; Streptophyta; Magnoliopsida; Fagales; Fagaceae. Bases 97 to 822 code for a protein of 241 amino acids. The transcript is spliced from 3 exons.
CACCACUUAUAUAUAAGUUUAUAAAUUAUAACCUAUUCUCACUGACUCACUCCAUUAUAGCACAAUCAUAACUCGGUAAAUUAAAAAGAAAGAGUCAUGGAAAGUAAAAGAGUGAAGCCACAGCUGAAGAAAAAUUUGUGGAAGCCAGAGGAGGACUUGAUUCUGAAAAACUAUGUGGAAACUCAUGGUGAAGGCAACUGGGCUACUGUCUCUGAGAGAUCAGGUUUGAUGAGGGGCGGGAAGAGUUGCAGGCUAAGAUGGAAAAACUAUCUGAGACCAAACAUCAAACGUGGUGAGAUGUCCAAAGAGGAAGAAGACCUUAUCAUACGAAUGCAUAAGCUUCUCGGCAACAGGUGGUCACUGAUUGCUGGCCGGCUUCCUGGCCGAACGGAUAAUGAAGUGAAGAACUACUGGAAUACCCAUUUGAACAAGAAAUGCCUUCUAGGCAAAAGAAAAGCGACUAACUCAAACAACCAUGAAGAGGAAGACAACGAUGAGAACAUGAACAAGAAGAAUAAAUUGGGUCCACCAUUUCAUUCAGAGCCCAAUGGAAGCUCACUUAUAAAUUUGACAAGCAACACAAAAUUGGGUUUGGAAGAAGGAAGCAAGAAAGAAGAGAGCACAGUGACAGAGGGUAAUUGGAUGGAUUAUGACGCAAGUAGCUUCAACUAUGACAUAAUGGAUUAUCCAAUAAUGCCUGAAGCAGCAGCAGGAGGAGCAGGGAACAGUGCAAGUUUCGUCUUUGACGAUGAGCCUCUUAUAGCCUACAUGGAUUCUUUUAUCUUGCUUGAAGCAUUUGGAUGUGGUGGAGAGGAGUUGUAGGCACAUGUCACAGACUCACAGUAACGGAUGCAGUACGUACUACUCUGUCGUAGGAAUGAACCCCACACACACUCUGUACAGUGCCGCUGCAUGACCCCUCAUCUGACAAAACAGCACUCCCAAGAUUUAUGAGUGAGUCCCAGGAGUCUAGCACUAGUAUGAGUGUUUGCAAUGCCACGUGCUUUUCCCUGUAUCGCUGAGAGUGCAUGCUGCACUAUGAUAUAUAAUAUUGUAUGCAUGUAAUUGGCCAUAUAUAUCUAUGUACUUUUCCAA